Topomyia yanbarensis is the source of this 12348-nucleotide messenger RNA. RefSeq names its product protein rogdi-like. NCBI's taxonomy places the organism in Eukaryota, Metazoa, Arthropoda, Insecta, Diptera, Culicidae. The coding region runs from base 261 to 1373 and encodes 370 amino acids. Gene Ontology annotation, cellular component: RAVE complex. The record is from RefSeq and is a predicted model, not a curated record. The transcript has 5 exons.
AAGAACCACCGGCACCGAACUGAGCCCCGAAUAUCAAUCUUUCCAGGUCGUCGUCAGUUUAGCGAUUGACGUCGAAACAUUUGGUUGUGCGGUUUCUGUUGUUGAUUCAAUGAAUUAUCGGGUUCGGUAUCGUAGCGACUGACAAAUUAAGACGGUCUUGUUGUUGACCAAAUCGUAAACUCGUUGUAUCCGGUGUGCUAGGCCGUGUCAAGUGUUAAGUGGGCCGAAUUAUUCAGCUAAAGUGAACAAAUAAGCUGAAAAUGCUUAAAUUCAGCGGUCCAAAUUGGUUCUCCAAGCCGCAGUCGCGGAAGAAAUCUAACGGCCAGCGAGCGACGGUGACUUUUGCGGAUCAGCAGCAAGCUCUGCAAAAAACGCCACGGAAAGGUCAUCGCGAGCCUAGUCCGCUUCUACAGCACCAGGUAUCGUGGUCCAGCGUCGGCAGCCAAUCGAGCGUAGGUGGCGAAAGUUUGUUUUCCAGACAAAACAGCAUCCGGCGGAGCGGUACCAGCCAGAGUAGUAGCGCAAGUUACAGUGCCAGCAGGAGGCCGCCGCCACCGAGACGACCGAGGAGAAUCAUGGCCGAUACCGAGAAGGAGGAAGCGGUUAACUUGCAAGUGGAGUUUGAAUGGGUGCUACACGAAGAAGUUCAUUCAGUGCUGAAACAGCUGCAUACUAUCCUGGUAGAAUGUGCACAUCGUUUUCCAGUACCUCUGUAUGGAAACGAGGGCAAAAAGCAGGAUAAAUUCGUUUUGACGGCUGCCCCAGAACAACUUAAGUGUGUCGUCACACUAACGGGCGACAGUAUCACUCAUGCGGAUAUUAACUUCAAGGUGCAGCGCCAGCAGCAGCAAACUCAACGGACCUCUAUCACCCAGGAUUACCCGUGGAAGAUCCAACAGGUGCAGGACGCUGCCAAUCACCUUCAGCAAGCAAUAAAUACCAUUGAUAAUGUGGACAGCUCGUACAAUUUCAAAACCUCCGACGAGGUGUUGCACAUCCUAGGAAACAUACUGGGAGCACUGCAGCGGGGUCGAACUUCUUUGGUUGUGCCCCGCAAGAAACCUAUCGAUGAGCUCAUGAAGAGCCGAAACAUGAAAGCCUUAUCACCGAAUCUGCCGGAAGAUUUAGCAAUUAGCUUUUACAUCCAGAGCCAUAAGCUGAUUUUUGUGGCUUACCAGCUUACGAAUUUCCAGGGUACGAUGAAGUUUGAUUCGUGUCAGGCGGAAUGCUCGGUUCCUUGGCUGAACGAGGUGCUGGUACUUUUCACGGUGGCGCUACAAUUGUGUCAACAGUUGAAAGAUAAGAUUUCGGUAUUCUCGCAGUACAAGGACUUUACCGUUGGCUCUCGAUCGGUGUCCGCUCUGUCCUACUGAUUAGACCAUUCGCCGGCAGCAACGGAAACACUUCUGUCAUGCCCGGCUUAGGAAGAUACAGGAUUUGUGGCAAUGGAUGUCGUUCCGUCAUUCCCGUUCGAAGCAUAGCUCCUCAAAUCUCCCUAUUACUCUAACAAAUUAAUCUAACAUCCUGAUAGUUUGUAAGAAGCGUGUAAAGUUCCCAUUUAUACCUUUGUUCAAAUCGAAGAUAUUUAGUGGUACGAAAUUUGGUCGACUUCCUGCUGGGAUGCCGACCGUUGUUGAAAAUAUUGAUGUUUGUUAAAAGUAAUUACUCGUGUUGUUAUCAGUAUAAGAAUUGCGAUAAGCUGCGAUGGGUAGGUUUUAUUGCGGACUUUGCUCCUUACAAUGUUCAACGAGAACGGGAAUCCCAUUUAUAGCCGAUAGUAAGUUAUUUAUCAACGAACUCACCUUUUAUCAGCUGCCUAAUUGUUUGUUUUUAUCUUUUCGGUGUCUGGUAGGAUGUAGUUCAUUGAUGUAUGAUGAUCUUGAUUUGGCAGACGGCGGGCAAACAAUACAUUUAGAUAAGUGAAAACGGUACUUAAGAAACGUAAGUAAUCCAAUCUGAUAAAUAGUGGCAAAAAUUGACCCAACCUCUGCGGAAAAGUGCGGUCAUAUUUGCGUGAUGUUGUAACAACAACUGAAACGUUUAGGUGGAAUAGAUUGUACUUUAACCCUUGUGAAGGCAAGCUAAAAUCCUAACAUUAAAGGGCAAGCCGGGCCUCUCAGGCCCGUCUAAAUUCAAGCUCCUUUUUGCCGUUCUCAUAUAGAAAGGUUAUGCAAUCGGUCGAAAUUUCGACUUUUUAACCGAGACCCGCGCGAGCCAAAUCUCUUAUACCAUUCGACUCAGUUCGUCGAGGUCGUAAAAUGUCUGUAUGUGUGCGUGUAUGUAUGUAUAUAUGGAUGUAUGUAUGUGCCAAACAAUCUCACCGAUUUUUCUCUAAGGUGGCUGGACCGAUUUGUACAAAUUUAGUCUCAAAUGAAAGGUGCAGCCUUCCCAUCGGUCGCUAUUGAUUUUUUUAUUGAUCCGACUUUCGGUUCUGGAGUUACGUGUUGAAGAGUACAAUCACACUGCAAAUUUCCAUAGAAACUGAUACCACCAUGAUGUCCAAAUGAUGCAAUAUAUAUUAAAAUAUGUGCAACAUUACUUGGCUUUGCAUGUCUAGAUCAUUAAUGACCCACCGAAGGCACUUCGACCACAUUGGCCAGCUAUGGCGGUUCUUGAUGCAUCGGGGGAACUUACCAAGUUCCUAAAAUAAUGUCAUACCUAUUUCUCAGCGAAUUCUUUACCGAUUUUUACAAACUUGGUUUCAAAUGAAACGUACAGCAUUCCCAUUGGUUCCUGUUGAAUUUCUAAUUGAUCCGACUUCCGGUUCCGGAAUUACAGGAUGAUGAGUACGAACACGCAGUAAAUCCCGAUUUCAGUGUAUAAGGCGAUGGAUGUAAAAAGGUCAAAUUUUUUUUCCAAAAGGUGAGUACUCGGAAGAUCACGUCGACUGUCGAUUGGUUCUGAGCUCCAUUUCGUUUGAACACGACCAAUAAAUGUUUCUGGGUUGCUAUUAAUUUCUUCUGAUGCAUAACCGGAGUAGGGGAGAGAGGGUAACAAUGAAACACAUUUUUUCUACAAUUUAAUUUUGAUGAUAAUACAUGUUAUUUGUGUAAUCAAAAGUGAUACAUAGUGCCACUAUGUUGUUAACUAACACAUAUAUUUUUUCCAGCUGGUAAAAUUCACGGGAAAUAACAUUUUUUGGAUAAUAAACAGUUGGUGGUAAAAUGUAUCAGUGUGCCCCAUGGGUAGGAACUAUGAAACACGAUGUCGUCUAUAGUGAAAUAUUCUACUUAUAAAUUUUAUUCUUUUGUUUUGACGAAGAAUGAUCCUAACGCUUUGAAUUAAAGUUAUAUUGAGGCGAAAAUCGUUUGUUUACGAAAGAAUCCACUAUAUCAUCGCGUAACAUCGAACCACCAUAUAUGCAUAUUAGCUGCAAUCCUGAAAUAAGAGACAAUUUCUACAAAAUUUGGCCAAAUUUACUAAUUUUGCACUAUAUGAGUAGUAUUUAGUGUGGAAAAUCGGAACCCAUUGACAUUUUGAGACAGACCACAAAAACAAACAAAAAUCACUGUUCCCCAUACGCCAUCGUUUCACAGUUACCCAAUGGGUCUAUUCAUGAAAAUUGUGAAAUCACACAGAACCAUGAGUAGUUACCAAAAAACUUUGUUCGCGGCAAAUGUUGAGCAUAAAAUUUGCAAUAAAUAGCAAUAGACUAAACAUUUAUUCAAUGAAUGGUAAUUCAUAAAGAUGGAAUAAUGUUUAUCAUUGCAAAUUUACUCUGGCUAUCACAAAACAAACAAAUAUCCAUUAAAAGAGAUAGAGUUAUCAGAUCUCUUCCAAAAUAUAGCAACACGUGUAAAGAAUUAGAAAUUGUGAAAUAUGAGGGAAUUAGACGAUUCCGAUCAUGCAUUGUGAUUUUAUUGCGAAUGUUUCAUAGUUCCUGCUGAUCCACUGUUACCCUCUCUCCCCUACAUAUUUAGAUUCUUCUUCCCAGUCUGUAUCAGAUUCAUUGUCGGAAGCAAUAUCAUUCGCAUCUUCUUCCUCGCUUAGCAUAUCAGCUUCGGCAUCAUCUGCUGUUGAAUUUGCUCGAAUUUCUUCCAUUAUUUCAGAUUCUUUGAGACGAUUGAAAACAUGGGCAUAUCGUUUUAUAGCCAUUUAAUUUUUUUGUUGCUUUUAGAUCCUACAAUUUGAAUAAUUACGACAACUAUAACACAAAGAAUAGACAAUAACGACAGAGUUAGGUUAUGUUGUAUCCAAAUAAUUGUCAAGUAGACCACAGUGGGUGACAUAAAAGUAUUUACCCAAAAAAUAUGACACACGUCACUAUCGUAUGCUAUUUUUACAUUUCUUAUAAAUGAAAUGUAUAGAAUUCGCUCAAACUUUCAAGAUUUUUUUCUUUUAAGAAAAUGUAAAAAGAUAAAAUCAAUCAAAACAUGAAAAAAAAUCCUGCUAAUUUGAAGAUGAACUCUUCAAAAUGUUGGAUAAAUAUUAAUGUAUAAAACCCGUGGUAUUCCUAGUAAAUGUUGCAUGCACACCGGGCCUGCCAGGCCCGGUUUGCCUUUUUGUGCAUAUAAAAAAUUCAAACAUAGCUGCGCAUCACUCCAUCGAUGAAAAUUUCACAAUUCUUUAUUUUUGUUAUAGAUUUCAAAGCUACUUAUCAAAAUUUCCAUGCCCAAGCUUAUACUGCAUACACAUUUUUUGUAACUAAAAAAUUGUAACGUGCCGGGCCUCUGGGACCCGGUUGCCUUUUUGAGGGUUAAUUACAAGCAUCCAUGAACUGAAUCAGUAAAGUACACUACGGAGUAGGUGGUUUAAAAGGGGAUGAUUGUGGCGGGAACUUUCGAAUCCUCCUUAAGGCUGGAAUCUCGAUAUUCAAAAAAAGCAUUAGUUAACUGAAAUAAUGGGAUAGAAUCUAAGCAGGUCGUUUAUUUUUAGUUAUUUUAUUCAAGAAAAAUAUAAAGCUAAAUUCGCUACUAGUGAUUUAUUUUUUAUUCCUUGUAUCAUUUGUUUGGUCCGAGAAACCUGGCAUUGUAAUCCAAGCAGAGGUACGUAGGAUAACUUAUGAAGGGAAGUAGUGUAGUUGAUGCUACACUCAUUAAAAAUUGGGUGUAAUCAGUCUAUCUCUUUCUUUAUACUACAACGGUGUAGCACAGAGUAAAAAAAACGAAAACGCUUUAAGCUUCCAGCACCGGUUAAAUAUUUUAGCUAUGAUAACGAAUGAGCUGGAACUCAUAUGCUUUAGUUGAAUGUUUAGAGUAUGUUUUGUGGGUACCUUCAUGUUUCCGGACACGACAAGCACAUUUUAACAAAAUUCAUUUGCAGUAACUCGAUUCCUUUGGAAGCAGACAGACAGAAAUUAUAGGAGAUAUAAUAAAUUGAAAGACAAGCCAAAGGCAAAUGCAAAUGCAAACGUGUGCUAGUUAGUUAGUUGUUUAUUGCAGCUUUAACCACGAUGGGUCAUUCGCUGAUAAAAGGAUUCAAGUUAUACAUUUGAUUUCUUGUUGUUUCUUGUUUCUAGAUGUUCUCCAGAGUUCUGUCAGAUGCUAUCGUGAUAUUUGCGUCAGAAUAAGUUGUUGGAUGGGCCGCAAGAAACCUCCCCAUAACUCGGUGGAGUGUGGCGGAGGGCCGCGUUAGGUUUUCAUCUUGUUUGCCGCGUCGUUAGAUGCCGUCGUAUAGUCCGGCAUCCUUGAUGAAGUAUAGUAAUGCUUGCUCCUGGGAUGAAGUAUAGUAAUGCGUUCGAGAGGAUGUCUCUGGUCGGGGGAACCUUUGAUUUUUUGCGUAUGGCCGCGGGAUUUUCGCCAGUGGAAAUUGAUUUGGAUGCUUGCGUUGAAUUCUCGAAUGAUGUCGGUUGUUAGAGGGAGGCCAAUCGAUCUGUGUCAACAUUCCCUUUUAUUCCGCUGUGGCUUGUAACCCAGCAGAUGGACAAGAGUGGUUCGCGGUAGCCUUCAAUGGCCUGUACGAAAGGGUGCUUCGAUGUUCCGCUCCCGAAGUCCUUUAACACGGAGAGCGAGUCGGUGAAAAUAACCGUUGGGGAGUCGGUGGGUCUUUUUUCCGUUGCUACUGCCAGGGCGGCAGCCUCUGCUGAGAAGAUUGACCACGAGGAGGACAAUCGGAAGGAGAGCCCGCUCUCCAAGCCACUGAUCCUCGCUCCCACUCCAUCGUCGGCCUUGGAUCCGUCGGUGAAUAUUUGAAGGUGGCCUGAAUAUUUCCGGUUGACUAGUUGUUGAUAGUGGGCUCCGAUGCGGUUAGGGGGGUCGCCUGCUUUGACGACCAGGGAUAGGCUGUAGUCGAUGUUGUGAUUCGGGUCGUUUCACGCACGAUGUCUCACCGGCAGUAGGCGGGCGAUUGGCGGUAAGGGGCUGUUUGCGUUCUUGUUGUGGAGGUCCGUAGCUAUGAAAAGAGCGAAGCAUUCACCUCUUGAGUUUUUUUUCCAUGAAUCCGAGGCUUCUCCUGAAUUCUGUUUCUGCAACUGCCCAGCUGCAGGGAAGAACUCUCGCCUCGACGCAGGCGGAUUCGGCAGGUGUGCUUGGUAGAAAGUUGGAGGCUAGUCGGACGGCUCCGUGAUACAGCGGGUUGAGUACCUCAACCAGUCCGUCUAGGUAGCGACAGGUCAAUUCGAUCCCGUGGUAUAUCCUGCUGUGGAUUGAGGCGCGGCUCACGUUGAUUGCGGUUUUUCUGUUGUUUUUGGGGUGACGAGAGCAGAUCGUUUGGACUAGCCGCUUUCGGCUCUCGCAAUCCCUCUUUACUUGACGGAAGUGUGGAACAAAGGUCGCUUUUCUGUCUAGUGUGAUGUCGAGCACUUUCGGCUCUUUUCGGAAGGGUAUCUGGACCCCGUUGAGCGAGACCGGUGAAGCUCCGGUUGCUAGAGCCCAUCGUCCGACCGCGGUUUCGGUGGCUUGUAGGGAGAUCCGGGUACGGGGGAUCGUUUUUUUCCAAUGCGACUAGGAUGAUGUCCGCGUAGUAGUAUAGUGAGGGUAGUGAAUCGAAUGUUGAGUUCAUCCUAACUAGGAAUAGCGUUACUGCAAGCACUGAUCCUUGUGUUAUUCGUCGGAGAGUUCACCGCCGAUGUAUACCUGGAAUCGUUGGUCUUUUAGGUAAUUCUGAAUGGAGGCUCCGAGAUUGCCCUGGAUGCCCCAUCGGCGCAGCUCUUGCAGUACUCCUUCACGCCGCACUGUAUUGUAGCCUUUCGCCACGUCUAAGAUGUCGAUGUCGGCAUUAAAGUUUUUCGCUCUCGCUUCUUCGAUCAGUUCCUCGAAGGAUGCCAAGUGGAUUCCUGUCGCGAGUCCUUUCCGGAAGGCACAUUGGCGGUUGUCAAGAAAUUUGCCUUCUUCCAGCCAUGUAAUCAGCCGUCGGUUCUUUCUAGAAUAUUCGCGGUACAUGAAAGAAGGCUUAUGGGACGGAAGUCGCUCGGCGAUCGUGUGCCUUUAUUCUUUUUGGGGAUGGGCCCUAUGUAGGCAAGUUUCCAGUCGUCUGGGAAGUUUCCACCUUCCCAGAUUCUAUUGAAGGCAUCAAGGAGUGCCCUUUACCCGCCUGGGGGUAGAUGUCUUAACAUUGGGUACCGUACUCUGUCGGGGCCAACCGAUUUUCCGCGGGCUGUCCUAAGGGCGGCAGUGAGUUUCGUGCCGGAGAAGGGUUUGUUAUAUUCCGCAGUAGAGUUUGGUGAAAAGUGGUGGGGGUCGCUUCGAGACGUGUCUUGUACCGGACGAGGGCGUCGUUCGCGGAUAGCGAUUGGAAAUGGCUGCCGAUUCUGUUUGCGAUUUCCCUUGGGUCGGUGAUUGUUACAUCGUUGAUUGCCAGUGAGAAACUGUUUUGUCGCCGUUUACCGCUGAGAGCAUUGACCCGUCUCCAUAACUCAGGUAUCAGGGAAUCAGGGUGUAUGCCGUCCAAGAAGUUGGACCAACUGAUUUCUUUGGCUUCUUGGAUGGUUUGACUAGCUAGAUUGCGGAGUCUCCUGAAUUCGGCUGCUUUUUCAUCACGUAGGGGGUGGUCAAGGGGAGUUUUUUGUAGAAGACGUAGUGCUUUCCUACGUGUCUUGAUGGCGGAGGCGACGUCUGGAUUCCACCAGUAGAGGGCGCGGCGGGGUCAAGCAUGUGCUAAAUAUGAGGGGUCCGCAAGGGAUGACAUUCCCAACGGGUUUUAACCGAAACUGUUUUGUCAAGUUGCUGACUUUUUAUGUGAUAAGGGAUCAUCCAUAAAUGACGUAGCAUUAUAUGGGGGAGGUGGUAGUAUUGUAUUUUGUGAUGAUGUGUGACGACAGGGGGGUAGGGGGUCAUGUCAUGCUACGUAGCUUUUUUAAAGGGGAAUAACUAACAUCGUUUUUUUAUUUUUUUAAAUUUUACGAGGACAAGGGGGGGGGGGAGAAUUACCGUCAAGCUACGUAAUUACCAAGAGGGGUAUUUAGAGGUUUGUGACGAAAUGCUACGAUGGGGGAGCGGGUGUUAAAAAUCACUCAAAAAAUGCUACGUCAUUUAUGGAUCGUCCUCAACCUAUAAGUGAGGCCGAUUGAGCUAAAAAUUUUACACAGUGACUAUCUUCGUUGAGUAAUAUCUACAUAUCAAGACCAGUAUUUUGACGGGACAAUUUUGAAUAGCUGUGAUCUGGUUGGUGGAUUGUUGGAUAUUAUUAGAUUUGAAUCGUCAGCCCAAGUACCGUCACGACAUUCCGGUUCUGUCCCAGACAUUAUCCAACUAACUGUGAUAGGAUUUUACACAUUCAUCUAAGAAAAUCGGUAGUAUCAAGUCAUACAGCAAGUGAAUAGUUGACAUUUUUGCUCAGCUAUUCCCUGACUUGUCUUUCAAUAUAUUGUUCAAGCCUUAGAUAUCGGAUGGGCUCAAGUUCAUUGUGGUUCUUCGAAAAAAGGAAUUUAAAACGCCUGGGUAAUAUGUAUUACAUGUCUUCUCUUUAUUUGCUGUAAUGAGAAUGCUAACAAUAGUUGCAAAGAUAGUCGUGUCGGAUGUGUAGCUGAAUGUGUGCUAUGAAAUGUGGUUUAGCCCGAGUAAAAAAACGACAAUUCUAACUGCUACAUUAUAUUUCCCAUAAUUUCUGUCUCUUCUCUCGUAUUCACCAUUGCGCCCACAGUGUUGAGAUCAAUGGUGUAUUCAACGAUUCGAGUUUUUCAUGCGAGGAUCUACUGAAGCACGAGAUUGGUUGUUUCAAGGACUCCUUGCUCCGGCGAGCAAAGAUUUUGAACGGCAACCGCACUGGAUGGGACAAAAUGAUGUGUGCUUUCAAGCUCGUGUCGGGUAUCUUUUGGUAGGAGAGUCCGUAUUACCAUGGCCUACGCACGAACAGUGUCCGAGCAAACUGAAACCAUCUCUUAAAUCUUAAUCUUUUGCAGAAAUAUUAAAAAGAGCUUCGCCACAAAAAUGACAAAUCAUUAUGCUCUCUUUGCUCUCUUUUACUGAGAUUGGUUGUGAUAACUUCAAUUUUUCUCUUGGUUGACCGCUAAAUAUACCAACCGAAACCAACAGUUUUGAUCUUAGAAAUUUAAGAUAAAACAAGUAAUUUUCAGCGCUUUCAGGAACCCCAAAAAUCUCAUGUGAAAUUUCUUUCAGAGAUUCAAAUUAGAGUAGGAAGCAUUGGGCACCGGCGAUUUUGUGAUAUUGCGGAGCUCUUUCAGGCAUCGAUUGAUCAACCUUACUCCACGAGCUUUGCUACAACUUUAAGAAGCAGGUUCUCGUUUGUUCUUUUUGUAACACUUCUGGGUAUCACUUUAAAGCUAAAUGGACUAGCCGCCAAGAACCCAAAAUCGCAUGCUACUUUUGUUGUUGAAGAUAAGCCGACCGAUCAUUGCUCUCCACAAUCGCUUCUUGAUCCCCUUUAAAUGAAGGUUAAGUUGGGCAAAAUAAAUCUAAACCAAGCAUAUACUGAAUCAUUUUUAAACAUUUCAGAUAUGUUGCUUAAAAUAAAUUUUGUUCUACGAAAAUUAAAAAUCUCACCCGGUCCGAAGAAAUCGACAUGCACGCCCCCAAAAAAGCGGAGUCACUUGGACAAACUCUGAGAGGUGGAACUGCUCGCUUGUGGUCUUUACAUUUUACACAGGGACAAAAGGGUAAAUAACCGGUCUGUUGUUUUUCAUCUGCUAUCGACAACAAAUUAGAUCGUGAAGUCAGAAAUAUUCCCCAUUCCCUUCCAUAGGAAAAGCAAUGGACCCGAUGACAUGUCGGAUGAGAACUACACACUUAGGUUUUUUACCGAACCCCGCAUUUUUUACCGACUUUUACACAGCUGAACCUAAGACAAGACGUGACAAUAGGGAUGGGGGGGGGGCGUUUUUGUUCCAAUUUUACGUCAGAAUGGUCCAGCCCAUGAUUGGUUGAUGCUGACUUUUUGCACCGUACGCAGUGUUACUGCAGGGAUAGCGAAAUGAUGUUUGGCAGUGUUGCUAUAUUUAUAGGAAAAGACUGUCAUUCCUUUUGACAAAUAAAAUUAUUAUCGCUAAAAAGUAAAAAUGACUAAAUUGAACUGAAAUUGUGCGGCAAAGUGAAGCAUGCAUUUACCGUAUACGUGGUUGAUAAACUUCAACAAAAAUAAGACAGAAACCACACUAUAAUCUAAAAUUAGUGCCCUUCAUCAAUAUAGACUUAUCCAAUUGGGUUGGUAUUGUGCCGUUUCGACGUUUCAAUUGGGAGGAGAACAAAUCUUUUACACGGCGAAUUGGGAGGCAAACAAACCGCUUCUGGGCCUGAGGGGUGGGCGAUAGUAUAAAAAUAAAUAAAAAUAAAAAUAAAUUUAAAUGUCAGAUAUCUCAAUAGUGGAUUCAAGAUUCAAAAUAUUGCCGGCAUAAAAUAAAUUAACAAGACUGCAUGUUCAUUAAUAAAAAUAGCAACACUGUUCGGAGAUUUCAGCAGGGUGAAAAUGUGCGAAAAGAAGAAUGCUGAAGAAAAAAUAAGAAGCCGAUUGUCACGUAAUGUCUUAGGUCAUUUCAAACGAAAAUAGCGGAAGCAUCAGACAAUAAGUGUGUACUAACAGUGCUGCGAAAUUCCCAAAUCAGUUACCUAUUUUUGCUUGUAUUUGCCGAAACCAACAUUCAGAUUCACCGCUUCCCUCAUUCAUUAAGUUUCCAAUUGACUGAAACUUCAUGCGGAAUCGAAUGCUUGAGUGUAGUGGACAUAUAAAUUCCUUCACCAAUCAAAGCAUUAAUUUGAUAUUAUGUAAACAGAUUGAAGUCAGAAGUUGGCAUCUUCUACAUUUUCGAACAUAUCCGAACCUGAAUGCGCUGUGUCCGGAGAACGAAUGACGAAGGUAACGAACCAAACAUUUCUUUCAUCGCGGUGGGCAUGAAUUGAAUUUUGUUUCUCUAUCAAGUUCACGUCAAUUUUGUCAAUUUUUUUAAGCUUUGACUACCAAUAAGCACUUGCUCCUCCAACAAAAUAAGAAUGAGGUAUCAGACGCUUCGAAGAGUGUAAUUUAAAAAAAAAAUCUUGAUUUUAGUUGCUCGAUUAGUUUUAUGUGUUUCUGAUUAUUGUUAUAAGUUGAAGGCAUAUUGUUUUCGGUAUUUUUCUUUUCUGUUAAUUUAUUGAGUUAAUAAUUCUACGCCUAUCUGGCUAUCCCAUGAUCGAAAAAAAAACAAAAAAGUAAUGUGAUGGAAACACACUAUUCUUAUGUAAACAAGCAAAACAUUCCGCCAUAGAGUGUUGUAAAAGUAGAAAUUAAUCAAACAUGUGUGUCAAUUUGGUUUUAGCUAGUCUGUAAGAAAAUACUAACAUUUUAAACUAGGCGUUAACCUAUUAUAUUGUAACGUAUGACUACUACUUUAACUCUCAGCAGUUUGCGACUAUCCGCUAUAUAGCUUCAGAAGUUGAAUUACUAAUAUAAUAAUCGUUGGCGCAAAACUUAAAACUAUGUAAAAGUUCGAUUUAUUUGUGUUGUGUUGACUGACGCAGAUCGGUACAUACUAAACUGGAAGUGAUAUGAAGUAAUAAGGUUUAGUAAUCUAAACUUUUUAAUCAUAUAUUCUGAUUCCAUAUUUAGCCCACUUAUUGAAUUAACGAACGAGUAUUAGAAAUUUUAAACUCAUCAACCUGUCACUUGAUCGAAAGCUUGAACUAUGAAACGACAAUAACUACUUAUAAAGCAAACCGAGUUCUUGUCAGGAAAUUCCAUAAAAAUAAAAUCUGUUUUUUUUCGCUCUUUUGCGACACAUUCAUGCCGAGCUAAGCGCCGAACAAAUCGAACAUUUGUAUACAUAAGCCGAAUUAAAAUUACCUGGUAAUAGAGAUAAAAAGUACACCCGCGUUUGUUGUGUUCCCCAAACCACUUGCCGUUACAAAUAAAACAACCACACUCCUGCAAACAGAACAACCAUAAAAGCGUACCCAUCGGAAAAUAAUUGAACCUUUGUCCAGAGCAAAAACAGAACAGGUGUAAAGUUAAUGAAAAUGAGAAAAUAAAAUCAAUUCAACCGCA